Molecule: messenger RNA, 1887 nt
Organism: Gadus macrocephalus (Pacific cod)
Lineage: Eukaryota; Metazoa; Chordata; Actinopteri; Gadiformes; Gadidae
Gene: nasp
Product: nuclear autoantigenic sperm protein (histone-binding)
Exons: 15
Coding region: 138-1730 (530 amino acids)
Biological process (GO): CENP-A containing chromatin assembly; DNA replication-dependent chromatin assembly
Cellular component (GO): nucleoplasm
Molecular function (GO): histone binding
Source: RefSeq, a predicted model, not a curated record
GCGAACGUUCUCUAUAUAAGCGCGCCAACAAAGCCUGGGAAGAAACAAGCAGGACAACAGUGACCGUCCCGCCUCGCUGUGUAACAUAUCUACUGUUUCUGUCCCUCACCGCUCACAAACCAACACAACAAACAACAAUGCCAGAGGAAACGUCCACCGCCUCCAGCUCGGUCGGCAUGGACGAGAAGCCCUGCUCAUCCAGCGUUGUAGACAGCUCAAUCGACGUUACUGAAGAAGCGAAGAAACUGAUCGGCACAGGAAACCGUCACCUGGUGAUGGGCGACGUGGUUUCAGCCGUCAAUGUCUUCCAGGAGGCUUGUGGAAUGCUGGCUGCGAGGUAUGGGGACACUGCCGAAGAGUGUGGAGAAGCCUUCUUCCUUUGUGGGAAGUCUCUACUAGAGUUGGCCAGGAUGGAGAACACGGUCCUCGGUAACGCGCUAGAGGGAGUCCCACAGUCGGACGAGGAGGAGAAGCCCGUGAGCGAGAACAUCGAGAGUGCCAACAACCUGGACGAGGACACCAGGGAUAAGCUGCGCAGGCAGGUGUACGAGGCCAUGGCCGCUGACAAAAAGCCCGAGGACUCGGAGCCCACAGCAGAGUCCAAGGUGGCUGCAGGGCUGGAGUGUGGCAGCGCUGUAGCCGAACCCCUAGAGGGCCACGGGUCAGGGGAGGGGCCAGGCUCUCCAGCCGGGGUGGUUGAGCCUGCUGUUGGCGCGGAGAUGAAGGGAAAGGAGGUUGAGCAGAUUCCAGUCGCUCCGGCGACUGGUGAAGGCGACUUGUCUGCUGCCAAUGAGAGUGCUGACAAUGACGAGAAGGUGUUUGAUGAAGACGAGGAAAAAAGUGCUGAGAGCGGAGAAGACGAUGACGAUGAUGAUGAGGACGAGGAGGAAGCAAAUGCUGACGACGCGGAAGAUGAGGAUGUUGGGAACUUGCAGUUGGCGUGGGAGAUGCUUGAGGUGGCUAAAUUCAUCUACAAAAGAAAAGAGAGCAAGGAGGAUCAGCUUAUGGCGGCGCAGGCCUACCUGAAGCUGGGGGAAGUCAGUGUUGAGUCCGGGAACUACCCCCAGGCGCUGGAAGACUUCCAGGAGUGCCUCACCCUGCAGCUGAAGCACCUGCCCCCCAGCAGCCGCCUGCUGGCGGAGAGCAACUACCACGUGGCCCAGACGCUGUGCUACAUGGACGCGUACAGCCAGGCCAUCGAGCACUACAACCGCUCCAUCGAGGUCAUCGAGAACCGCCUGGCCGUGCUGCAGAAGGUGAUCGACACGGCCGAAGGAGCCGACGGGGCGGCGAAGGAGAAGACGGAGCAGGAGGAGCUGAGGCAGCUGCUGCCCGACGUCACGGAGAAGGUCGCCGACGCCAAGGAGAGCCAGAGAGCGGCCAGGCUGGCCAUCAGGCAGGCACUGGACGGGGCCUCGACCUCCUCUGGAUUCUCAGCUGAGAACGGUGGCCCGUCGUCGUCGUCUUCGUCGUCCGCGUUUGCCUCUGCCAGUCAGAUCUCCACAAGGCCUUUCGAGGGGGCCUCGUCUUCAAAAUCGACCUCAGACAUUUCCCAUCUGGUCAGGAAAAAGAGGAAGACUGACGAGGAGAGCCUAGUGAAGGAUGCAGACGCUAAGCAGCCCAAGCAGGAAUCAACGGUUAAUGGCAGCAGCUCCAGCUCCAGUGCCAACGGCAAAGGACUGCAGGAGAAGGAGCCCGCCGAAACAUCGGCCUCCAAGUCCUCCGAAUGAUGAGCCCCUCGUCUGAUCUUCAACCUGCACUGAACGUCUGUCGAGAUCCCCCUCACCAACACACCCUUGGUUUUGUAAAUAAGUUAUUUUCACAGAUUUGUCUGUCCAGGUUUUGUAUACUUGUAGUAAGAAAAUAAAGGAUAUUUGCAAAUUCAAA